Priceomyces carsonii is the source of this 1110-nucleotide messenger RNA. RefSeq names its product NADP-dependent alcohol dehydrogenase. The record is from RefSeq and is a predicted model, not a curated record. Lineage: Eukaryota; Fungi; Ascomycota; Pichiomycetes; Serinales; Debaryomycetaceae. Gene Ontology annotation, biological process: alcohol metabolic process. The transcript has a single exon. Bases 1 to 1110 code for a protein of 369 amino acids. Gene Ontology annotation, molecular function: alcohol dehydrogenase (NADP+) activity; zinc ion binding.
AUGACAGUCUCAAAGGUACCACAAAAGUUUCAAGGUUUUGCAGUUGAAGAUUCCAAACAAUGGAGCUCUGCAAAACUUGUGAGUUAUGACAGAAAAAAGAUAAACCCAACUGAUGUGGUGAUUCAAAAUAUAGCAUGUGGUCUUUGUGGUACCGAUAUCCAUGUUCUUCAAGAAAAUUGGAGCAAAAAAUUGAGGAAAGAUACCGUUGUUGGCCAUGAGAUCAUCGGCCAUGUCAUUGCUGUAGGCGAUGAUGUUACUCAGGUAAAGGUAGGUCAAAGAGUAGGUAUCGGUGCAGGUUGCUCUUCAUGUCGUUCAUGUAAUAGAUGUUCGCAUGAUAAUGAGCAAUACUGUAGCAAAGAAGUGGGUACCUAUAAUUCAGUUGACACCUUCUCUGAUGAUUAUGUCACUCAAGGUGGUUAUUCUUCCCAUUCGAUAGCUAACGAACAGUUCGUUUUUCCAAUCCCUGAUGGAUUGGACACUUCUGUUGCGGCUCCAUUGAUGUGCGCUGGAUUAACUGUUUAUUCUCCAUUGGUAAGAAAUAUUGGUCGUCAUGCUGAAGGUAAAACUGUCGGAAUCAUCGGUAUUGGUGGUUUAGGUCAUUUGGCCAUUCAGUUUGCGAGAGCCUUGGGUGCUGAGGUGUAUGCUUUCUCCAGAACUUCUUCCAAGAAGAAAGAAGCUAUCCAAAUGGGUGCACAUGGUUUCGUUGCAACCAACGAAGAAAGUGAUUGGGUAUCGAAGUAUGUUGACAAAUUUGACUUUAUUUUGAAUUGUGCAUCUAGAGCUGACGGAUUCACCUUGAGUAACUACUUAUCUAUCUUAAAGGUUGACCUGAAAUUCAUUUCUGUUGGCCUCCCCCCAGUAAGUGAAACUUUUGAAGUUUCUCCAUUCACUUUCCUCAAAAAUGGGGGAAGUUUUGGCUCAUCCCUUCUUGGCUCGAAGGCCGAAGCUUUAGAAAUGCUCGAGUUGGCUGCAGCUAAAGGUGUUAAGCCUUGGGUGGAAGAAGUUCCCAUUAGUGAACAAGGUGUCAAAAAUGCUUUGGAAAGGUGCAACAAAGGUGACGUUAGGUAUAGAUUCGUGUUUACCCAAUUCGAUAAAGCAUUUGAACAGUAG